This is a messenger RNA of Prorocentrum cordatum, 1287 nucleotides long. NCBI's taxonomy places the organism in Eukaryota, Dinophyceae, Prorocentrales, Prorocentraceae. The record is from the annotation of a GenBank genome assembly.
AUGGCGGCAGCGCGCCGCUGCCGGGCGCCGCGGCGUGGCCCGGGGCGCGGCCCCGGCCCCGCGCUGCUGGCUCUGGCCGGGGCCCUCGCCGCGGCGGCCGCCCGCCCGGCGGCCUGGAGCGCCUCCCGCGGGCGGGCCCCGCGGUCCGGCACCGGGCGGGUCGCCCGCGCGGCGAAGGGGGGGGGUGCUGCUGCGGUGCAGGAGGGAUUGGCUGCGCGACGUCCUGGGUCGGGUGGACGACGAGGAGGUGGACCGUCUCUUCAGCAAGUACGACCCGGACAACUCGAAUACGAUCGACAGGGAGGAUUGUUCGGGGCGAUCGCGAAUGAGAUGAAGGCCGACGAGGCGCGCCGCACCGUGGUGGCCGUCCUCGGAGCGGCGCUGGGCGGCGUGUUUGUGGGCACCCUCGGCCAGCAGUACCAGAUCGCCCAGAAGGCCUUUCGCCGUUUCUACAUCUCCCCUCCCGCCGAGCGGUCCAUGAACGCCUUCUUCCCGACCGCCCUUCUGGCCGACGACGUGAACAGGGCAGUCUCGGACGUGCUCGGCAAGCGCGGCUACACCUCCCAGAACACGCUGUACGCCCAGAGCAUGUGCCCAGACGAGAUCAACUCCAAGGCCCAGGAGCUCGUCGCUCUCAUGCAGGGUGAGUGGGGCGAGGCCUUCGCGCUCGGCGGUUUAGCAGGCCUGCCGUUCGCCGGCAAGUCGGGUUUCGAGGCGUUCCUGCACCACACGCCCGUGGACGGCAAGAUCCUCAUCUGCUUCGCGCCGCACGUCGGCAUCAAUGCCGACGGCGUUGUCGGCAGCCACCUCCGGGAGGGGCAGGUGAAGUCUUCCACGGCCUGCGGCGCGGCAGUCGGCGCGUUCAACGCCAUCACGAAGCCCGGCGGCGGCAACAGCGACAACGAUCUGGGCCUGGCGUACGACGCUCAGGAGAAGUACAUCGUAGAGAACUUGCGCCCGCUGCUUCCGGGGAUCGAGGCUUCUCAAGACAAGAUAGCCUAUGUCACCUACCAGACAUACAACAUCGCGCGCGACCUCAUGCUUGAUACCCUGAAGGGUAUUCCCGACAUCUACGACUGGUGCGAUGAGCUGGCAGUCGUCGGGGGCAUCAUGAUCAACCGCAACAAGGGUGGGGACUUCUUCCAGCCCCUUACGUUUGAGGCCAAGAGCCGGGACGGUGUGCUGACCGACCUGUACCAGCAGGCUUUCGGGCCCCGCCCCGAGCUCGCGCAGGUGCUGGGGUCCGACGCAAAAGCGAAACAGGUGCUCUCGCCAGGCGGAUGGUAA